AUGGCAGGACUUUUCCGUCUUCUCAAGAUGCAGUACACCCCUCCCACUGAUCCCAAGAGUGUUUCCUUCGCCGGCAAGAUCGUCCUUCUGACAGGUGCCACCUCGGGUCUCGGUUUCGAAGCUGCCACCAAACUCCUCAACCUUGGAGUCGAGUCUCUCAUUAUCGGAUCUCGCAGCAUGGAACGUGGCAACCAGGCCAAAGCCAGCCUCGAAAAGGCCACCAACCGGCGCAACGUAGUGAAAGUGUGGGAACUUGAGAUGAACAGCUUCCAAAGCGUCAAGCGUUUUGCUGACCGUGCGAACACCGAGCUUGACCGACUUGACAUUGCUCUCCUCAAUGCUGGUAUCUGGAAUCGGACAUAUAAUGUAUCUCCCGAGGGCUGGGAGGAGGACCUACAAGUUAACACGCUAUCCACCUCGCUGCUGGCGUUACUUCUGCUCCCCAAGCUGAAGAAAAGCUGCUAUGCCGAUAACCCCGCCCACCUGAGCGUUGUAUCAAGCCAACAGUUCGUCCAAGUUAAAGCCGAAAGUGUGCGCACCGACGACUUGCUGCUGCCGCAUGUGAACCAGCCUGACAACUUCAAGGGUCCCAAGCAGUAUGGGAUCUCAAAGCUUUUGCUUGAAUUCAUGAUGAAGAAAAUUGCCAAAAUGGUCCGCCACGAUGACGGUACUCAUCCUCUUAUUGUCAACACUGUGAGCCCCGGUCUGUGUGUCUCGGCCCUGGGUCGCCAAUACAAUCACUGGUGGGAGGUGUGUGUCAAGUGGGUCAUGUACAAAUUGUUCGCCCGCACCACCGAGCAAGGAAGUCGCUUGCUGGUGAGCGCGGUGCUUCAAGGAGUGGAAUCCCAAGGAAGAUGCUGGCGCAAUGAUGGAUAUCUGGAUGAGUCUGCUGCGCUGACUACCAGUCCGGAAGGAGAAGAGCUCCAAGAAAAGACCUGGGAAGAGAUCAUCGCGCUGCUGGAGGAGCAAGUUCCUGAAGUGUCCAUCAUCUCCCGGGAACUGUGA
Molecule: messenger RNA, 1005 nt
Organism: Penicillium paradoxum
Lineage: Eukaryota; Fungi; Ascomycota; Eurotiomycetes; Eurotiales; Aspergillaceae
Product: putative short-chain dehydrogenase/reductase family protein
Exons: 2
Coding region: 1-1005 (334 amino acids)
Source: RefSeq, a predicted model, not a curated record